UGUAGCAGUAUGUGUGUUUGUGUGUGUGUGUGUGCAGGAGACAGAACCACUAACUGACUCCACAACCUCAAACCCAGCACAAGCCACCUUUGUACGCAGACACGUGUGAGUUUUCGCCUGUGUAAUGAGAGGAAUGACAGUGUGGAGAGCUCAAUGCUGGAGUCUGCCGGCGCUCCUGAUCCUGAUCUCUCCGCAGGGAAAUGCCCACCCGCAGUGCCUGGACUACAAGCCUCCGUUCCAGCCUCUCGAGCCCCUGCUCUUCUGCAAGGACUACGCCAAAUUUGGAUGCUGUGACUCAGACAGGGAUAACCAAAUCUCCCAGCGCUUCAACCAGAUCAUGGAUUACUUCGAUCAUUCGGGGUUCAUGGCCUGUGGGAAGUACAUCCGCAGUAUUCUUUGCCAGGAAUGCUCCCCUUAUGCGGCACAUCUGUACGAUGCGGAAGACGCCAACACCCCGAUGCGGGAGCUUCCCGGACUGUGUGGGGAUUACUGUGGGGAUUACUGGCUCCACUGUCGGUACACUCUCAGCCUUCUGACCAACUACAACGAAAGCUCUGCUGUUGAAGAAGACCGAAGCAAGUUCUGCAAAUACCUUGAGCUGAAAGAUCCAGAGUACUGUUACCCAAACGUCCUCUCUAACGACAAGCUCAACGCCAACCUGGGAGAUGUGAAGGCGGAUCCGCAAGGCUGCAUUCAGCUGUGCCUGGAAGAGGUUGCGAACGGUCUUCGCAAUCCUGUAGCGAUGGUACAUGCGAAUGACGGUACUCACCGCUUCUUUGUCGCCGAGCAGCUGGGUUACGUGUGGGUUUACUUGCCGAAUGGUUCUAGAAUUGACAGGCCGUUCCUGAAUCUGACCAGGGCGGUCCUCACGUCCCCUUGGGCAGGAGAUGAGCGAGGGUUCCUCUGCAUCGCCCUGCAUCCUCAAUUCACCACGGUGAAAAAAGCCUACGUCUACUACUCUGUGUCUGUGAAGAGGCAGGAGAAGAUUCGCGUCAGCGAGUUCAUCGUUUCCGAUUCAGAUAUGAAUAUGCUGGAUCACUCCUCAGAAAGGACACUUCUAGAGGUUGAUGAGCCUGCAUCAAACCACAAUGGAGGUCAGCUGCUGUUUGGGCUGGACGGCUAUCUGUACAUAUUCAUAGGAGACGGUGGCAAAGCAGGAGACCCUUUCGGAAAGUUUGGGAAUUCUCAAAACAAGUCCACUCUUCUAGGCAAAGCCCUGCGAAUCGACGUAGACAACAACGAUCAUGGCGCCCCCUACAGUAUCCCAUCAGACAAUCCUUUCGUAGGAGAGAGCGACUCGAGGCCAGAGAUCUACGCCUACGGUGUGAGAAACAUGUGGAGAUGUUCAGUCGACAGGGGCGAUCCGGUCAGCGGCCAGGGCCGAGGCAGAAUGUUCUGCGGGGAUGUUGGGCAGAAUAAAUAUGAGGAAGUGGAUCUGAUCGAAAGUGGAGGGAACUAUGGAUGGAGGGCAAAAGAAGGCUUCUCCUGUUACGACAACAAACUGUGCUCCAACUCGUCACUCAACGAUAUCCUUCCGAUAUUUGCUUACCCACAUAAAAUCGGCAAGUCUGUAACUGGCGGCUACAUCUACAGGGGCUGCCAGAUGCCCAAUCUGAACGGUCUGUAUAUCUUUGGGGAUUUUAUGAGUGGGCGCCUGAUGUCCCUAAAGGAAAACGCUGAGACGGGAAAAUGGAACUAUAAGGAGAUUUGUAUGGGCACUGACAAAACGUGCAGUUUCCCUAAACUUAUAAACAGCUACUACAAGUAUAUCAUAUCAUUUGGCGAAGAUGAGGCAGGUGAGCUGUACUUCCUUGCGACGGGAGCGGCGAGUGCCACGGCCAGAGCCGGAGUGGUGUAUAAGAUAGUGGAUCCCUCGAGGAGGGCCCCUCCAGGCAAAUGCAGCUUUAAGCCCACUCCAGUCAACAUCAAGGGAAAACUGAUUCAUUUCAGUCCUAAAGAAGAGUUUGUGAUUAACAAAAAACCCUCAACGACUGCCAUUCCCAAACUAAAACCAACCAAACCCAGUCCAACCCCACGACCGCGAGCACCACAAACGCCAACUUGCAGGACGACCACAGUCCGCCACUCCACGGCUCGUCCACGCGCUCUCCACACGACCCCUCGACCACUGACCCCCACCAGGCCCUCGUACUGGACCCCGGCUCCAAAAACCAAACCCACCGCAAGACCCUCGUACUGGACCCCGGCUACCAAACCCAAACCCACCGCAAGGCCCUCGUACAGGACCCCGGCUCCAAAAACCAACACCCCCGCCACGCCCUCGUACUGGACCCCGGCUCCAAAAUCCAAACCCACACCCACAGCAAAGACCCAAACAGGCAGACCUGGGAAACGAGGUCGAGGGAAACCUAGAAGGAAAGGAGACCGCAGGGGCCGGCCCCGCUCCGGGACAGUGCGGCUGGUCAGCGCAGACGGGUGGAAGGACCGCGGCCGGGUCGAGAUCUUCGUGCGCGGCGAAUGGGGAACGGUGUGCGACGACAUGUUCAACACGCAGGCCGCGGCGGUCGUCUGCCGGCAGCUGGGAUUCCCCGUGGUCGAGCGCGUGGCCAAGAGAGCAGAGCUCGGACCCGGAGCCAGCGAAGUCAGGAUCCUGCUGGACGACGUCGAGUGUGAAGGAACCGAACGGACUCUGUUGCACUGCAAACACGCCAAACUGGGCAAAAACAACUGUUCCCAUGACGAGGAUGUCGGGGUGGUGUGUGGCCAUUAUGAACAUGCAGUGGAGUGAAAGACAAUGAUCCCACAGACCAAAAAUACAACUGUUUACACAGAAACUGUCCAUUUGACAGAAAAAAAAAUAUAUAUUUUCAUUUAAAAUUACCUACUAUAAAUUAUAAAUGACCUACUGGAAAUUCCCCUGUUGCUACCAGAAGAGAAUAAGUGUUUUGUUUUUGAAUGAAGACACAAAUUAAAUAUCAUAUUAGACUAUAUGGAAUGAGAGAUAUAACAAAAAUAUGAUCAUCAAUCAAUCAAUCAAUCAAACAAUCAAUCAAACGAACACACGUUUUAAUAAUCUUUUUUUUCACACUGAAUCAUGCACUAUUUACACUGCGGUGAGUUGUUGACCAUCUCACACUAGAAAUAAAAA
Molecule: messenger RNA, 3109 nt
Organism: Pimephales promelas (fathead minnow)
Lineage: Eukaryota; Metazoa; Chordata; Actinopteri; Cypriniformes; Leuciscidae
Source: RefSeq, a predicted model, not a curated record